Fusarium coffeatum is the source of this 4635-nucleotide messenger RNA. RefSeq lists its product as uncharacterized. Lineage: Eukaryota; Fungi; Ascomycota; Sordariomycetes; Hypocreales; Nectriaceae. Gene Ontology annotation, biological process: phosphorelay signal transduction system; regulation of DNA-templated transcription; detection of visible light. Bases 1 to 4635 code for a protein of 1544 amino acids. The transcript has 2 exons. The record is from RefSeq and is a predicted model, not a curated record. Gene Ontology annotation, molecular function: protein binding; phosphorelay sensor kinase activity.
AUGGAUGCGUCGCACGACGAAGAGAGCCAGGGCACCAGUCAACCUGAGCAAAAGAACCAUCAAGAACAGCAACACGACCCUUCGGCUACCUCUCCGCCCUCAGAGUCUUAUCCUCCUCCACCACCUCAGUCUUCGACAGCAUCUUCGACGACCAUUCGGCCCAGUGGCCCGGAGAGUUUUCCAGAACUUCGUACGAACACCUGUAAUAACGCAACGCCUACACGAACGACUAGAGCCGCUUCAUCUGCUGCUCCCAGCGAACAUAAUAGUGUUUCCAACUCGGAGCCACCGUUUUCACCUUGGAGUGUCAGUUCAGAUAAGCAACUGGGCUAUCACUCCGCCGCUUCAGAUGUCUCCGGGGACCGAGUUUUUCCUAUACGAUCAGUCAUCAGCGUCGACCCCAACUCCAGUAAGAUAACCAGUGACGACUACUUCCACGCCUUGCCUGAGCGCGAUGGUCGGAGCAUUCCCAUUCAGGUCCCGGGCGCGCCUCGAGCUGACACGGGACCAGAUCUGAGACGUUCAGACACAGUUCCAGCAAAUUACCAUUCACGAGCCCACAACGAGCGUAUCGACGCCAUAAUGCGAAGAAAAAACACUAUGAGCGGCCCCAUGUCGAGCAUUCAGCUCGAUGCAAACCGCCAUGGAAGCAGUACAGUGCCUUUACAACUUGAUAUAUCGAUGUCAGACAACGAAGGCGAAGAAGAUGUAGAUGGAGACGCAGCAACAGAAACAGAGGAAUCGGGGGCAAUGGGUCAUAACUCAUCGAACCUUGCACCGGGCGGACAUGAUGCCGAUGUUUCUUCCGCUGGGAACUCCAGUGCUGAUGUUCCGCUUGUCACUUCCCGUUUCACGCACGUUGUGACUGAUGACGGUCAUGCGGUCAUUACUGGUCGUGACGGUGUCCUACAGCGUUGUGAGGACGAACCGAUUCAUACCCCUGGCGCCGUUCAAACUUUCGGUGUUCUCGUUGCUCUUCGCGAAGAAAACGAUGGUUGUUUUGUCGCCCGAUACGUCAGCGAGAAUUCUGAUCGGAUGUUGGGCUAUACACCUAAACAAUUAUUUCAGCUCACGAAUUUCCUUGACAUCCUGACAGAAGAGCAACAGGAUAAUCUUCUUGACCACAUCGAUUUUAUUCGCGACGAAGAUGCAGAUCCCGCCGUUAAUGGUCCUGAGGUUUUUAGCCUAUCAAUUCGACCCCCUAAACGCAAGAGCACAAAGCUUUGGUGUGCAAUUCAUAUAAACCCAGCACAUCCUGAUUUAAUCCUCUGCGAGUUUGAGCUGGACGAUGACGUUGAAUAUCCAUUACGGCCAGUGGAUGAGAUGACGCCCGACACUCCCCACGACACAUUGCAAUCAAACCCAACUUUGGAGGAGAUCGAAGACAGCACAGAGGUUCUUAGUAAGCCUUUGAGGAUAUUGAGAAGCGCGAGAAAGAGGCGGGGCGAACAAGGCGCUAUGCAAGUCUUUGACAUUAUGUCUCAAGUCCAGGAACAGCUUUCAUCUGCUCCAAACCUCGAGGCUUUUCUCAAGAUUCUAGUUGGCAUAAUCAAAGAAUUGACUGGCUUCCACCGAGUCAUGAUUUAUCAGUUUGACUCGUCAUUCAACGGAAAGGUUGUGACGGAGCUUGUUGAUACAUCCAUGACGAGAGAUUUAUACAAGGGUCUUCACUUUCCAGCAUCAGAUAUUCCACGACAAGCCCGCGAUCUCUACAAGCUCAACAAAGUACGGCUACUUUACGACCGCGAUCAAGAUACCUCCAGAAUCGUUUGCCGAACAAAAGAAGACCUUGACGUCCCAUUGGACAUGAGCCACUCGUAUCUGCGAGCUAUGUCGCCGAUUCAUAUCAAAUACUUGAAGAAUAUGGCUGUGAGGUCCUCAAUGUCGAUUUCAAUCAAUGCUUUCAACGAGUUAUGGGGCCUUAUUUCUUGUCACUCAUACGGAAAUCAUGGAAUGCGAGUAUCGUUUCCUAUUCGAAAAAUGUGUCGUCUAGUGGGAGACACAGCAUCCAGAAAUAUCGAGAGGUUGUCUUACGCUUCGAGACUACAAGCUCGCAAGUUGAUCAACACCGCACCUACUGACAAGAAUCCUUCUGGGUACAUCAUUGCGUCUUCGGAGGAUCUAUUAAAACUGUUCGAUGCCGAUUUUGGUUUGCUAUCAAUCAAGGGUGAGACCAAAAUCAUGGGACCUAUCGAACAAAGUCAAGAAGCGCUUGCAAUGUUAGAGUAUCUCAGAAUGCGUCAACUCACUUCUGUUGUGGCAUCACAGGAUGUUAGAGAAGAUUUCCCUGAUCUUCGAUAUCCACCUGGUUUUCAAGUUGUCGCUGGACUACUCUACGUCCCACUGAGCGUUGGCGGUAGUGACUUCAUUGUUUUCUUCCGGAAGGGCCAAAUUAAGGAAGUGAAGUGGGCCGGCAAUCCUUAUGAAAAGUUUGUUCGUGAGGGUACCGCCGGCUACCUCGAGCCAAGGAAGAGUUUCAAGACAUGGCACGAAACUGUCGUUGGAAAAUGCCGAGAAUGGAAUGAGGAACAGGUAGAGACAGCUGCUGUCCUCUGCCUUGUUUACGGCAAGUUCAUCGAAGUUUGGAGACAAAAGGAGAAGGCUUUACAGAACAGCAAACUGACCCGACUGUUACUUGCUAAUUCUGCGCAUGAGGUUCGAACCCCUCUGAAUGCCAUCAUCAACUACCUCGAGAUCGCCUUGGAAGGUAGUCUCGAUCAAGAAACUCGCGAUAACUUGGCCAGGUCUCAUUCUGCAUCUAAAUCUCUGAUUUAUGUCAUAAAUGAUCUACUGGAUUUGACCAAGACAGAGGAAGGGCAGAAUUUGGUCAAGGACGAAGUGUUUGAUCUUGCCAGCUGUAUUAGAGAGGCAACCGGCCCCUUCUUGAACGAUGCGAAACGAAAAGGAAUCCAUUACACUGUUGUCCAACAUCCUGGAUUGCCUCAGUUCGUACACGGCGAUGAACGACGGAUUCGACAAGCACUUUCUAAUGUCACAGCAAAUGCGGUCGCGCAUACGCAUAAAGGUCAUGUCAAGGUGGACGUUUUCGUGUCCGAGGUCAAAGAUCGGCAGGCCGUUGUUGACUUUGUUAUCGAAGACUCUGGUAUCGGCAUGAGUGCAGGUCAACUUGACACUCUAUUCCGCGAUCUCGAGCAGGUCAGCACCGAGGAAGCGCCUAUGUCAAGCUCACUAGACGAGAUGCCUCGUGAAAUGCGUACUCUAGGACUUGGCCUUGCCGUUGUUGCUCGCAUUGUUCGAAACAUGGACGGACAGCUUCGGCUGAAAUCCGAAGUCGGGCAAGGCUCGAGAUUUGUGGUCCAGCUUCCGUUCACUCUAUCAGAUGAAACACAUGUAUCUCAGCCCGAGGAUGCUCCGGCAGAGCCAGGAAAUCAAUCCACGAAUAGUGACAGCACUACCAACACCGCUCCUGAUGCUUUGAGGGCUGCGCCAGAAGGAGAGAUCACGCUUGUUGAUAGAGCUAGCACUAUGGCAUCUACUGGGGAGACUGCCGAUGUUUCUAUCAAAGGAAGUGGGGCAAGCCAGCGAAGCAGGAGUAGCCAUGCAAGCCACGCUAGCCGCGGUAGCCGCGAGAGCCAUCAGAGCGAUGCUGAUCGCUUAAUUGAUGCAAUCCAAACGCCCCUGUCUCUAAAUGAACGGGAAGGCACCGAAUUUCCUCUUCAGGGAAGUGGAGGUUCAAUAUCAGGAUCCUUGCGCCCUCAGUCUCGCGGAGCUAUGAGUGUUGGUGGCCGAUCUGCUAGUCCGUCCACUAAGCAGCCUCAAAGUCCUGUCUCAACGAAGCCUCAUAGCGAGCCGGGCAGUACCGAUGUCGUGGAUUCAAAAACCCCAAUCCGAGCAAUCAAAAUGCCGGAUGAUUAUACUGAUGUACCUCAGAAACCACAACCUAGUGAGCAAUCUGGCAUUCUCUUUGAGAUGAAGAGCAGUGAUCACCCUGUAGCCAAGGCUGGCACAGAGAGUGUCACCAGUGGAGGCACCCAGAUGACUGAGCAGCCGCAUCUCGAGGUUCUCGUGGCUGAAGACGACCCAAUCAACAUGAAGAUCUUGAGGAAGCGCCUGGAAAGAGUAGGACAUGGCGUUCAUCAUACCGUCAACGGCGAGGACUGCGCUGCAGCUUAUCGUGAGAGGUCGAAUGACUUUGAUGUUGUCCUAAUGGACAUGCAGAUGCCUAUCGUUGACGGCCUCACGAGUACAAAAAUGAUCAGGUCAAUGGAGGCAUCUGCAGAUCAUCACGGCCACUCGAGCUUGGCUGGCACCAACCAUCGCAUCCCCAUCUUUGCUGUCUCGGCCUCACUCGUUGAGCGGGAAAAGCAGACUUACAUUGAUGCCGGUUUCGAUGGAUGGAUCCUCAAGCCAAUCGACUUCAAGCGUCUCAACACUCUCCUGGCUGGUAUUUCUGAUGAAGAGGUCCGCAACUCUUGCCUCUACGAACCUGGACAAUGGGAACGUGGAGGUUGGUUCCUUCCAAGAUCUAGAGUGGGCGGCUCAGAAGCCAGUGACGAGGUUACUCCAAGGGCUGAGCAUGAUGCAAAGGACAAAGACAUCGGCGAAACAGCUCUCGCUUCUGAAGACGCGAAGGAAGUGGAUGGUGCUGAUGACAUCAAGGCCAGUGACGCCUAG